AGGGCCACGAUCCGGCUCCGGUCCCAGCCACCCAUCGGCCCCGUCUCGGCGCUCAGUGUCGGCCGGCGGUGCGCGGGGCGCGGUUGGCGCGAGUGGGCCGCCGAGGAGCCCCGAAAUGCGCGCGGCUCUGAGCGCGCUCGUGAUGUUCCGCACGGCGCUGCUGGUGGUGGUGCUGCUGCUGGGACUGAAGGCAGAGCCAGGCACGCCUUCGUCGCCGGCGACGGAGCGGACCGUGCCGCAGAAGCUGGCGCCGCCGUUCGACCCGGAGUCGGCCGACCGACACCACCUGGACACGGGCACGUUCAGCCGCGUCUCGGCGCUCCUCUGGGACCCGCACCCGCGCUACAGCGUGCGCGCCUUCGGCCGCCGGCUGGUGCUGCUGCUCGAGCCGGACGCGCUGCUGGCGGCGCCCGAGCUGCCCGUGCAGCGCGUCUACCGCAACUUCACCGAGGUGCGCGGCCUGGGCCGGCCGGCGGCGCACUGCCUCUACCGCGGCAUGGUCGAGGACGACGCCGACUCGGUGGUCGCCGUGAGCCUGUGUCACGGAAUGACGGGUCACAUCCGCACGUCAGAGAGCAACUAUCUCAUCUGGCCGUCCGACAAAGAGGCGGACGAUCCGGACGAACACGUCAUUCAAAUGUUUCCCGGCUCCGAGUCGCACACAGCGCCGACCGCAGCGCCCGAGGAGGAGGACUCUGACGAGCAAGGCCGCCGGCGCCGCUCCACCAGUCACGCCCACCACAUGGAGGUGAUGGUGGCUGCCGACGCGCGGAUGGCCGACUACCACGGCGAUCAGCUGGAGCAGUACAUCCUCACGCUCAUGUCCAUAGUGGCCCUGAUCUACAAGGACCCGAGCAUCGGCAACUCUGUGACAGUGUCGCUGGGCCGGAUCAUUCGGCUGGAGGACGACCUUCUGGAGGAGGAGGUGGAGGCGGAGGAGGACGGCAGCAAAUCCAGCGGCAAGUCCGCGUCGGCACUGCUCCACAAUUUCUGUAAGUGGCAGCAGAAACAUGCUGUUGAAGAGAAGUCGAGUUCGGGGUAUUACGACACUGCCGUCCUCCUAACGAGGGAGGAUAUUUGCCGUAACCCGCAGCGACAGCAGUGCGACACGCUCGGUCUUGCUGAGCUCGGCACCAUGUGCGACUCGAAAGCCUCCUGUUCGAUCAUCCAGGACAACGGUCUGAGCGCGGCCUUCACGGUGGCCCACGAGCUUGGUCACGUACUCAACAUUCCGCACGACGACGACUCCAAGUGUCAGCAGUACAUGGGCUCGGAGAAGGUUCAGUUCGUCAUGUCCAGGAUGCUGGACCACAACACAUUUCCGUGGUCGUGGUCCAAGUGCAGCCGCCACUACCUCACCGAGUACCUCGAUGCCGGGUACGGCGACUGCCUGAGGAAGCAGCCAAAGGCCAACUACCGGCGUCAUAGCGAGCCCAGCGAUCAGCUGGCGCUCGGCCCGGCCGGUCAGACCUACGACGCCACCCAGCAGUGCAAGCUUGUCUUCGGAGACGAGUUCGAGAUCUGCUCUUACAUGCCGACCUGUAAGCGUCUCUGGUGCUCAAGGAGGUGCAAUGGCACCGAUUGCAGCGAGGGCUGCCGCACGCAGCACAUGCCCUGGGCGGACGGCACCACUUGUGCUCCGGGCAGGUGGUGCCAGCGUGGGGAGUGUGUCUCGCGGACGCCACGGCCCGACACCGUGCACGGAGGAUGGGGACAAUGGGGCGAGUGGGGCCAGUGCUCGCGCUCCUGUGGCGGCGGCAUCCGGCGUUCGGAGCGCGGAUGUAACGCCCCCGUGCCCUCCAACGGCGGCACCUACUGCCUGGGACAGCGCGUCAGGUACGAGUCAUGUAACCGGCAGGAGUGUCCCAAGGGCAGCGUCGACUUCAGGGAGGCCCAGUGCGCCACCUUCAACGGCAACAACUUCAACAUCCAGGGCCUGCCGUCGGACGUGCAGUGGGUGCCCAAAUACACAGGAAUCAAAAACAAGGACCGCUGUAAGCUGUUCUGUCGGGUGGCCGACUCGAGUGCGUACUACCUGCUGAAGGAGCGCGUCGUGGACGGCACCACCUGUACGCCCGACACAGACGACAUGUGUGUCAACGGCAUCUGCGAGCCGGCCGGCUGCGACCACAUUCUGCACUCGGAUGUGCACGCCGACCAGUGCGGAGUCUGCGGCGGUGACAACUCCACCUGCCACGUGAUCAAGGGCUACUUUGACAAGUCGACCCAGAAGAACAUCCACUACGGCUACAACCGCGUGGUACGCGUUCCGGCCGGUGCCACGAGACUCGACGUGCGCCAGAAGAGCAACGACCAUACCAGCAAGGACGACAACUACCUCGCCCUGCUCGACCCGGAGACCCGGGAAUACAUCCUCAACGGCAACUUCGUGGUCAGCAUGUUCAAGAAGGUGAUGCAGUACGGCGGCGUCCUGCUGGAGUACACGGGAUCCGACUCUGUCGUCGAGAGGAUCAACUGCAGCAAGCCACUGGAGAAGGAGCUCGAACUCUACGUGCUGUCUGUGGGGAACCUGGCCUCGCCAAACGUCGAGUACGAGUACACGGUCUCUGUGGAGCGUCCCGAGACCUACCAGUGGCAGCUGUCGCCACACUGGUCCGCCUGCGACCGCGUCUGCCAGGGAACGCGGUACCGGGAGGUGCAGUGUGUGCGCCGCUCCGACUCUGUGUCCGUCUCAGAGAGCCACUGCAGCCGGGACCCUCGUCCAGACCGCGAGGAAGUCGCCUGUAACUUGGGCUGUACGCUCAUCUGGAAGGUCACCCACCGCUCCGAGUGCUCCAGCUCGUGCGGACCUGGCACUCGUCGGGCGCAGUCGCAGUGUUUCCAGAGUUUCCCGGGCGCGCUGCAGAUCGACCUGUCUCCGAUCCAGGACCACAACUGCCAGCACUUGUCUGACCGGCCGGCGCUGCUGGAGGCGUGCCAGGGCGCCUGCGAACCCACCCGCUGGCGCUUCGGCGACUGGUCCGAGUGCUCACGCACGUGCGGCGGCGGCACCCAGGAGCGGACGGCCGUGUGUGUAACCAGCACGGGCUCAGUGAUGGCCGACACUUACUGUGACCACAAGGAGCGGUUCGUCUCCCAGCCGUGUGGCCACACAGAGUGCCCCAGCUGGCGAGUGGGCAACUGGAGCACGUGCUCCAGGAGCUGCGGCGGCGGCCAGCGGCGGCGGCCGUACUGGUGCGCCCUCGGCGACUCGUACCUACCUGAGUCGCAGUGUGACACCACGCUGGUGCCGUCUCACACGCAGCCCUGCGAGCUGCCGCCCUGCGCUCAGUGGCGCGCCGGCACCUGGGACGAGUGCUCGGUGACCUGCGGCCAGGGCGUCAGCCGGAGGACGGUGCUGUGUGUGGCCCCGGACGGUCACCGUAUCGAUGACGCGCUCUGCGAGGGCCAGCGGCCGGAAACGAGCCGCGCCUGUGAGCGGCCCGUCUGUCCGCCGCCGACUGCCCCGCCGCCGACCAGCACCCCGGCGGCGCCGCGCUGGAGCGACCCGGCCACCAAUCUGAUCGACCACUACCGAAACUACGUGUGGCGCUGGGGCAACUGGUCCGAGUGUUCGGUGACCUGCGGCCGGGGAGUCAAGUCGCGCUCCGUGGCGUGCUACAACAGUCGCACGGGCCACGUGCAGCCUAAGGAAGCGUGCCGACACAUGGAGCAGCCCAGGGAGAGCAAGCCCUGUCAGCAGGCCUUUUGCGGCGAGUGGCGCUUCGGCAACUGGUCAGCGUGCUCGGCGACUUGUGGUCAGAGCCUGAAGCGGCGUCAGGUGACGUGCGUGUCGGUGGUGAGUAGCGCCCCGCUGGAGGAGGAGCAGUGCGACAACAGCACGCGGCCGGCGGCGCUGCGCUCCUGUCCGUUUGUCAGCUGUCCGCCGGCGCCCGCCAGCACCCUCAGCAACCACAUCACCGGCAGCGACUGGGUGACGGGCGCCUGGGGCGAGUGCUCGCGCAGCUGCGGCGGCGGCUUCCAGCAGCGCCAGGUGCGGUGUCGGACCAGCGACGGUGACGGCGCAAGUAGCUGCGACCCGAACACACGGCCCAGUCCGACCGGCUACUGUAACACGGAGCCGUGUCCGCAGUGGAGCACCGGCCAGUGGAGUGAGUGUAACGCCACGUGCGGCUCUGGGACCCACAUGCGCCGCGUGCGCUGUCAGGACCACCUGGGUCAGCUGUUGGCCGACCACCAGUGCAGCGCGGCGGACCGACCGUCCCCACUGCGGCCCUGUCAGCUUCCAUCCUGCCCGCGGCCCGCCAGUCGCCAGUUCCGCUGGCGCGUCUCGCGCUGGUCCAAGUGCUCGCGGAGGUGUGACGCAGGGUUCAAGGUGCGCGCCGUCGCCUGCAUGGACACGGCGCGCUCCACGAAGGUGCCGUCGCGCUACUGCCAGACGCCGGGCCGCCGCCGGAGGCCGCGCUCCCGGCGCCGCUGCAGGAGGCGGCCCUGUCCCUUCAAAUGGGUACCGGGCUCCUGGUCCGAGUGCUCCCAGUCGUGCGGCAUUGGCGUGCAGUACCGGCGACCCUCCUGCCACCGUCUCAACAUGUUCGGCUGGCGGGACCCGGAGCCGGCGCCGGACGCGCUCUGCGCAGCACGCCGCCGGCCCCAGACGGUCCGCAAGUGUCACCGCUCCUGCUCGACACGGCACAGGUGGAAGACCAGUCCCUGGUCACAGUGUUCCAGCACGUGCGGCAACAACGGCCACCAGCUGCGCAAGGUGCGCUGUGUCAACGCGCGCGGCAAGCACGUCUCGCGCCGGCACUGUCUGAAGUCGGAGAGGCCGCGUCGGCGCCGACGCUGCGGCCGACGCCCGUGCGGCCCACUCUCCUGUCUGGAGGCGCGCGAUCGAUUGGGGACCCGCCAGGACGGCGAAUACUACCUGAUCGUGGCUGGCAGCAACACGUCCAUCUACUGUCACGGCAUGAACAGCUCGCAGCCUCCGCUCGAGUUCCUCACACUGCCGACAGACCCGCCGGACGUCUUCUCAAACUUCGCCGAGAUCGACGCCAAACGACUGCUGCAGCCACACACGUGCCCGCGGAACGGCAGCCGCAUUUCGGCGGCGCAGUGCCGCGAGUGUGUGCGGGCGCGCAGCCCGCACGCCGGCUUCACCGUCUUCACCAAGGUCCGGCUCAACAUCACCUCUCUCAACAUCAUCCCUCGUGACUUUACAUUCGCCAACACGUCUGGCCGCGGCCGGCCGGUGAACUACGGAGAGGCCGGCGACUGCUACUCUUCAGCAGGCUGUCCACAGGGCAGGUUCAGCAUCAACCUGCGCGGUACCGGCCUGCGCGUGGCAGCGGCCACCCACUGGGUGGGCGUGGGCAACAAGUCCACCGUCCGUAUCCACACGAGCAGGGGUCGGACGCUGGUGACGGGCACGUGCGGCGGAUACUGCGGCACGUGUCGAGCAGACUCGCCCGGCGGCAUCAAACUAGACGUGGCUCCACCCUGACGCCCGGGUCAGUAUCCACCGCCGGGGCAGCCCGCAUCGGCCCAUUAGGGGCUGUAGCGGUCAUUAAUUGUCUUUCAUCUGUACAUAUUCAAGCCCAUAUGUGCCUUAUACGAGCGGCUGGACGCGGUGCGCGCCGAAGGAGCCUCCGCGACGAAUAGCAGCUACCCACCUGGCCCGCCGCCGGGCCGCCGCUGACCGGUGUCGGGCGGCCCAACUACCGAAUCUCUACACGCUAACUCAGACUGUGAAUCACUGCCAGUGGAGCUAGUCGGGUGGCCGGCGCGGCGCCGAGCACCCGGCACUGGCGCCGGCUCGGCUGGCUCGACACGGACGGGCCCAGUGGAGCAACGCGAGCACGUCUCCUAACUCACUUGAAUAUGCCACGCGCCGCGUGACCGUGAACGGCUGCGCUGCUGGACUUGGUCGCUGCUGAGGUCUGCAUACUGUGCGAGUGCAAAGUGUAUGUGCGGUGCUCGUUUUGUAGUCGUAUGACAGAGAUUUGCCUUGUGCCUUAGCUGUGCCUUACUUCCGAAUGGCUGCUAUAUUACGUAGACGGCGCGGCGGAAAGAUCUGACCAGAAUGCUACGAGCUGCCGCCACUGCCAACUGUUGCAAUAACAAAAUAAAAAUGUGAACAGAAGGUGUAAUCUUUCAGUGCUCGUUGCCGAGUAUUGGGUAUCGGUGAUCCCUAUACUCAUCCCAAAUGACUCGCUCACGCGCUCGCUCCCUUGUCUGCGUGCGAGUUCUCGUGACCGAUCAAGACUGGGCCGAGGUUACUCUAGGC
Amphibalanus amphitrite is the source of this 6244-nucleotide messenger RNA. RefSeq names its product A disintegrin and metalloproteinase with thrombospondin motifs 9-like. Gene Ontology annotation, cellular component: extracellular matrix. The transcript is spliced from 33 exons. Gene Ontology annotation, molecular function: metalloendopeptidase activity; zinc ion binding. Bases 116 to 5461 code for a protein of 1781 amino acids. Gene Ontology annotation, biological process: extracellular matrix organization; proteolysis. The record is from RefSeq and is a predicted model, not a curated record. NCBI's taxonomy places the organism in Eukaryota, Metazoa, Arthropoda, Thecostraca, Balanomorpha, Balanidae.